AUGUCCGAUUCCAACAAAAAGACAGAAAAAGACAAUCAGAAUACCAAUAUACAAAGCAUUGCUGAUCAAAAGACAGUAUUAGAAGAUUUAGCACAUUUAAACGAGAUUCAUACAAUAAAUAAUGAACAAUUCCCAAGCCAACAACAAAAAACUUUAUUAUUAUCACCGGAAGUCUCUAUUUUAACAAACAAUACAAAUGAAUCAGUUAAAGAAGAGGAACAGGAGCGUUCUGUUCCUAUUUUUGAACGAGAAAAGCAGCCAACUAUAGCUCCCCAAUCUAAAUAUUCGCUUUCAGCACUUUCUCAAUCAAAAAACUCAUUAUCAUCUCCUAUAUCAGGAGGAACAUCUACAAACAAUCUGUUAUCAAGUAAUUGCGUUACUAUAAAAGAAAAACCAUCAAUUCGUAUUCAUGUUCCUUUAAAAGGACAAAUAAAUGUUUAUGUAAACUUUGCUCGUGAAGCAGAGAAACAAUAUGGAUGGGCAGCAUUACAUCCAUUGCAAGCUGCAAAUUUAACAAAACUUGGGUUAUCGAAAUUUGAUCAUGAUGCGGAGUCAGAUGAAGGAGACGAAUCAGAAUCUAAUAUGGAAGAUGACGGGAAAUCCAAACAGCAUGUUGCACAAAAAGAAAAUGAACAUCCAAAUCAAGAGCCUUUUAUAGAACCGAAAAAACGGAAAAGGAGAAUUCAGGAAGAAGAAUACGAUACUCUUGAUCCUUUUAUUGAUGAUUCUGAGCUAUUUUUGGAAGAAAUUGCUGCAUCAAAAGACGGUUUUUUUGUAUUUUCAGGACCACUUAUACCAAAAGGCGAUAAAGUAAAAAUCGAAAGAACAGAUGAUUCUACAAAAAAGGGACGUGGACGAGGGGGAAAACAAAAUACAAAUCGUACUAAUAACAAAAAUCCAAAACCAAAAGAAAAUAAAAGUCCAAAAGAUAAUUCUGGGAAAAAAAAUACAAAAGUAACUCAAAAUACAAAACAAGCUUGUGAACAAUUAGAAAAUAAAGAACAUGCUCAUUUACAGAAAACAACUGAGAAAAAAGAAACAAAAGAAUCAAAACCUAUUAAGGAAUUAAAAAUACCUGAAGAGGAUGAAUCAAAAUCCCAAAAAAAUACAAAAGAAAUUAAAGAUAAAGACGUGACAGAUGGACAAAAAAAUAAAAAGCCUAAAAAACCCGAAAAAGUUAUAAUUAACCAAAAUUGA
Molecule: messenger RNA, 1197 nt
Organism: Pneumocystis jirovecii RU7
Lineage: Eukaryota; Fungi; Ascomycota; Pneumocystomycetes; Pneumocystales; Pneumocystaceae
Exons: 2
Coding region: 1-1197 (398 amino acids)
Source: RefSeq, a predicted model, not a curated record